Molecule: messenger RNA, 3914 nt
Organism: Notechis scutatus (mainland tiger snake)
Lineage: Eukaryota; Metazoa; Chordata; Lepidosauria; Squamata; Elapidae
Source: RefSeq, a predicted model, not a curated record
GUGCGCGGCGGCGUGUCUGAUCCCUUACGCCCGAGGACUAAAUCAGCUGCGAUGGAGAACGCGGGGACAAUGCCGCAAGGAAUUGCGGGGCGUAAGAGGAUCCCCAACCGGGAAAGGCCCACGGCCGAGGAUGAAGCCCUCAACCUGAUCGCUCGCGAGGGUGAAGCAAGACUUGCGGCAAAGCGUGCAGCACGAGCUGAAGCACGGGAAAUUAGAAUGAAAGAACUUGAGAAGCAACAAAAGGAGAUCUAUCAAGUUCAAAAGAAAUACUACGGUCUGUGUACAAAGUUUUCUGACAUCGAACAGUGGAUGGAAGACAAUGAGCAUUAUUCCCAUAAAUCCAGAAAUGCCUCGGUUUCAGAUGAAGAUGAUCAUGUUUCCGUGCAUAGCCGUGGAAGCUUAAGGGGAAUCCGAACUGCAUCAAGCUUGUCAGCAGCUACCGUAGCCUCCCUAGGUGGAACCUCUUCUCGCCGAGGCAGUGGGGAUACUUCUAUCUCAAUUGAUACGGAAGCAUCUAUUAGAGAAAUUAAGAAUAUCAGUGAAUUAAAGGAUGAAAUUGAGAAUGUAGAAGCAAAAUACAUGCAGGGGUUGAAACAAAUGAAGGACUCUUCAGCUGAAGUUGAAGAAAAAUAUAAGAAAGCUAUGGUUUCAAAUGCUCAAUUGGAUAAUGAGAAAACAAAUUUUAUGUACCAAGUAGAAACCCUACAGGAUGCAUUAUUGGAACUAGAAGAGCAGCUUGCAGAAUCUAAGAGGCAAUUUGAAGAGAAAAGCAAAGAUUUUGAGAGAGAGAAACAUGCUCAUUCUAUAUUGCAAUUCCAAUUCACGGAACUCAAAGAGGCUCUGAAACAAAAAGAAGAACUACUUGCCGAAAUCCGACAACUACAACAAAAACAGGAGGGUUUUGUCAGGGAAAUAACUGAUCUUCAAGAGACAGUAGAAUGGAAAGAAAAAAAAAUAGGGGCAUUAGAAAGGCAGAAAGUUUUCUUUGAUUCCCUAAGAAGUGAGCGAGAUGAUCUUAGAGAGGAGGUGAUUUUGCUGAAGGAACAAUUGAAGCAAUAUGGAAUCACCAAUUUAGAAGUAGCUACCAAUGGAGAAAUCUCUGAAUGUGUUACUAAGGAUGGACUAUCAAAUUCUUCCAAUGUUGUUUCAGAGACAAGUCAUGUCAUUAAAUCUGAGGAUUGUACAGAAGGCAGAGCAAAUGAAGUGGAGAUGGAAAAUGAGAUUUUGGAGAAUAUGGGGAAAAGAGAAAUGUUGCAGAAUACUGAGCAUGAGGAAAACACAGAGGACACUAAGGAUCAGGAAAUCAAUCUCAAGUGUUUGGAAAUAAAGACAUUGCCUGCUGAUGAAAACAUAGAGACUAAUAAAGUCACUGAAGCCAAAAUUACAUCAACAUUGAAAUUGAAUAGUGGUCUUGAGGAUCCUGUAAAAAGUUACUCAGAAUGUAUCCCAGAAAUUGUUGAUUCCCUUGAAAAAAGAUAUUCAGAUGAAUUAAAGGUUGAAGGGGCUUCACCAAGUCAUAUUUUAGAAGAGAAAUUGUCUGAUAGAGAUAUAAAUGUAACUCAUAAUCAAAAUAAUAUGACAGAUCCAAGUAUUGAAAUUAAUCAGGAAAUACAUGCCAAUUUAGAAAUAGUUCCACAACAGCAAAAUAAAGAAAAACAAACAGAUAUUGUAGUUGAUGAGUCAGAAGGGAAUAGUGAAGUGUUUUGGGAAGCUUUAGAUUUUAUAAAUAAUGGCCACAUGGCAAUUUCUACUUCACCAGAAUUGGUAGAUGUUAUCCUUAUGAAAGCCUCCAGUAUUGAUCUUAACAGUGAACAAUCAAAAAAUGGGGUUGUUGAGAGAGAUUUAAACAGAGAAUGUUUUAAAAAUGAACAAAAUCCUAACAUAAAUGUUGUAACAAAAGGGCCAAAAAUAGAAAUGUGUGAAACAAAUGAAGAGAAUGAGGCACAAAGUACGAUGUUGCAACAGGAGGACCAAGUAGUAGAUUCUGAAGAAGAACAAAAAAGAACAUGUAUUAUGAAAGUUACUUUGAAUGAGUUUGGAGAGGAACAAGAUCAACUUAAAGUUGAAGAAAUCCAAUCACCACCUUCAAAACAUGAUGCAGUUGUUGACAAACAAAAUGAGCAAGAGUUAGGAGCAAAUAAAGAAAAUGUUGAGGAUACGAAGGCAUUAAAUGCUUAUUUAGAUUUUGAGGGAAAGAAUAAUGAAUGUAUUGUGGAAGAUGUUCAUGCAGAACAACCUGUUGUAGAUUAUAUAAAUCAAAGCAAAUGCCAGACCCAAGAAGAAACAAAUGCAAACAUAGAGAAUGAUUCCAGCUGUAAUAUAAAAUCAGCUUGCAUAGAUGGAGCUCUGGCUGAUAUUGAUAUGAUAAAUAAAGAAGUUGCUGGUGGUCAUAAAGAAGAUUUAUCUGAAGGAAAACAGAGUGUAGAUAAAGAAGAUAAUACUAUUCAGUUUGCUGUAACUACAACUACAAUGAAAGAAGGUACUGAAGAAACAUGCACUAGGAAUAAAGAGGAUAAAAAUUGCAAACAACUGCAUGAAGAAAUUCACAGUAUUGUGCCAGAUAUUGAGGAGGUUGGUUGUCUUGAAUCACAGAAGACUGAAUUCAUUGAACAAAAUGAGCCUGAGAAUGAAGAAAUAAUUGUAGAAGAAUAUCAUGAAGCCUUAGAUGUUGAUGCAGCUUCUUUUGGAGAAUUUAAAACUUCUGAGAAGAGAGAUGAUCUGAAUAAUAAAGAUAAUGAAAAGGUCAAAGCCAGUUUAUUAAAUGAAAUUGGAUCUGAGGCUUUUGUGGAAGAAAGUGACAGUAUUCAGCAGCUGAAAGGACAUAAAUCUGAAGAAGUCAAAUCUGUGCAGAUGGAUUUCUCUGUUUCUGAAACAACAAAGUCACAAUGUGGACAGCUGGAAGAGGAAAGUAAAUUAUUGGAUGAAAUCAGUUCAGUACAAAUAGCUGAUCAUACACCCGAACAGUUGGAAAACCUGGAGAGUGCUAUGAAUGAAAAUCAAGAGGAAACAGAAAGGUAUAAUAAGAAGGGAAAAGGUAAAUCUCGGGAAGACUGCAUUAUAUACAUUAGAUUAAAAAGACUUCUGGAUGAGCGAGAACUUUUACUUCAACAGAUUAAAAAAUUAAACGGACAACUGGAAGAAAAACAAAAUAGUAAAAUUGAGAAGUUACAUUUGGAAGAUGGAGUCCUAGAAAAUGGCCCAGACAUGCAUGUGAUUGAUCUUCAAAGAGAUGCAAACAGACAAAUCAGCGACCUGAAAUUUAAACUUGCAAAAUCUGAGCAAGAAAUUAUAGCACUGGAACAGAAUGUGUUACGAUUAGAAGGUCAAGUUGUUCGCUAUAAAACAGCUGCAGAAAAUGCUGAAAGAAUAGAGGAUGAAUUGAAAGCAGAGAAACGUAAGCUCCAAAGAGAGCUUCGUUCAGCAUUAGACAAAACAGAAGAACUUGAAGUAAGUAAUGGCCAUCUAGUUAAACGGCUAGAGAAGAUGAAAGCCAAUAGAAAUGCUUUACUCUCACAGCAAUAGAUGGCAGCUGUUGCUGGGGCUAUUGGACUGACUGACAACCAUGCCACCCAGGCUUACAGCUGUACCUGUUUGAGAUGCUUUCAUACUUCUGAAGACAACACAGUUCGCACGCAUGAAUUCAUUUGACCAUAUGCCAAUAUCUUGAAGUUUUGCUUAUGCAGAUUCUGAACUGAUAACUGUGAUUAUGAACAGCUGCUCCAAAUGUCUGUCUGUCUCUCUCAGAUUCAAUACUGUAGCUGUAAGCAAUUCAAUAAGCACAUUAUAUGUCCCUUUAAGUCCUCAAUUUUAGGUGGCAUUUUGAAAACAAUACAGAAAGCAAAAAAAAAAAUGUUUUAUAAAAUAUUAAACUGGAAAUUGGAAUUUUCUUUCUUUCUGGAAAUUAGUUUUUUUAA